AGCAGAAUGAAGGUCGACGAAAUUAAGUGCAACUCUGCUAAGAUCCAGCGAGUGGCGGCGCACUCCCACGUCAAGGGCUUGGGUCUCGACGAGCAGGGAGUUGCCAUACCUCAAGCCGCCGGUCUGGUGGGUCAGAAAACGGCGCGCGAAGCAUGUGGUGUAAUCGUCGACAUGAUACGCUCACGGAAAAUGGCUGGGAGAGCAGUUCUGCUCGCGGGACCUCCCGGAACUGGCAAGACAGCUUUAGCCUUGGCAAUCUCACAGGAGCUGGGAAACAAGGUCCCUUUCUGUCCCAUGGUGGCCUCGGAGGUGUACUCGAACGAAGUGAAGAAAACAGAAGUCCUGAUGGAGAACUUCCGUCGAUCGUUGGGCCUCCGUAUUAAGGAGACCAAGGAAGUCUACGAAGGUGAAGUCACCGAAAUCACCCCGGUGGAGACAGAGAAUCCCAUCGGAGGCUACGGGAAGACGAUCUCCCAUGUUCUCGUCGGUCUGAGAACUGCGAAGGGAACGAAACAAUUGAAGCUGGAUCCAGCCAUCUACGAAGCACUUCAGAAAGAAAAAGUGGAGGUCGGUGAUGUCAUCUAUAUCGAGGCAAAUUCUGGUUCUGUGAAACGACAAGGGAGAAGCGAUGUUUUCGCGACAGAGUUCGACCUCGAAGCUGAGGAAUAUGUUCCCUUGCCAAAGGGCGAUGUUCACAAGAAGAAGGAGGUCAUUCAGGACGUCACGCUCCACGAUCUGGACGUUGCGAACGCUCGACCACAGGGCGGUCAGGACAUUCUCUCCAUGAUGGGCCAGCUGAUGAAACCGCGCAAAACCGAAAUCACCGACAAAUUGCGGAAAGAGAUCAACAAGAGCGUCAAUAAGUACAUCGACCAAGGUAUCGCCGAACUGGUAUCGGGUGUUCUUUUCAUCGACGAAGUUCACAUGCUCGAUAUUGAGUGUUUCACAUUCCUUCACCGCGCCAUGGAGUCGAUGAUCGCUCCGGUGGUCGUGAUGGCCACGAACAGGGGCCGGUGCCACGUGAGGGGUACGGGACAGCUUGCUCCGCACGGUGUUCCUCUCGAUCUUCUCGAUCGGCUGCUCGUCGUCAGGUUGACGCCCUACAACCAAGAGGAAGUGAUGCAGAUUCUGAAACUUCGAGGAACGACUGAGCAGCUCGAGCUCGAGGAUGAGAGCUACCAGGAACUUAGCGAGAUCGGAGUUAGGGCCACGUUGAGGUACGCGGUGCAACUCAUGAGUCCUGCAGCUCUAGUCGCUAAGAUCCACGGUCGGAAGGAGAUCAAGAAGUGUGACAUUGUAGAAUGCGAUCAACUUUUCAAAGACGGCAAAAGCUCCGCGAAGAUGCUCAAAGAGCAGGGGGUCAAGUAUCUGAAGUGAGCAGUCAUUCUUCCACGUCUUUGUACAUUCUUGUAUUCACUGUAAUAUUCCUAAUAAAAUUGUCGA
This is a messenger RNA of Galendromus occidentalis (western predatory mite), 1443 nucleotides long. It is a transcript of the gene pont, whose product is annotated as RuvB-like helicase pontin. The record is from RefSeq and is a predicted model, not a curated record. Gene Ontology annotation, molecular function: ATP hydrolysis activity; ATP binding; ATP-dependent activity, acting on DNA. The coding region runs from base 7 to 1377 and encodes 456 amino acids. NCBI's taxonomy places the organism in Eukaryota, Metazoa, Arthropoda, Arachnida, Mesostigmata, Phytoseiidae. The transcript has a single exon.